CAACCUGCAAACCCAAACACAGCUCAGCUGUCUGGCCAAGAGGGUGGACCGCUCUGGGCUGGGAGGGGGGCACUGCUUGACCCGUCCGCCGCCCCCCACCUCUUCCACCGUGAGUGAGGCCAGCCCGCUGGCCCUGCCUCGAAGCCAAGAUGUUCAACGUGAGGACUAGCACGAGUGGCAGGCACUACAGCCCCGGAGUGCUGGUAGGCAACUGGAACGAAGACGUCUAUCUCGAAGAGGAUUUCCUGAAAGACUUUAUAUACAAGAGAGAAAGAGGAGAGCUUCUCAUCCAGAGAUCCAAAAAGUUUAAGGAUCAUUUUUACAAGACGGAGCCGCUCUCCGUUGCCAAAGAUGGAUUUGUUCACUUCGGAGACACCGUGAUGCUGGUGAACCCAGAGAGCAACCAAGCCCGUAUGGAGAAUCCCCUCUGCGUGCACGGGAAGCUGGCCCUGGCUGUUAACGCGGACGAACUAUCAGCACAUAUAACCGAUAAACUGCCAUCCCCCUGUGGAGUGACGGCGAUCACAUGCACGGCCCCCAUCGCCCGGAACGCAUUUCGGAUCUUAAGCACUGAAGGAGAGGCGAUGGGAGAACCGAUCCGGUUUGGGCAGAAUUUCGGCCUUGGGUGUACAGGAGGGUUCCCAGAUCAGAUGCUAUUUCUAGCGAGCGACCACAAGACAUUUAUGAACAUGGCUAAGAAAUCCUCUCUCCAGUCUACAUUUCUGACAGACGAACUUUCCUACCUGUGCUCUUGGCAAGCCAUCUUUCUGGAUCCCCAAUUUCGCCUGGAAUAUGAAGGUUUCCCAGUUCCUGCAAACACGAAGAUUCUUAUUAGCCACAGCCAUACAAACAAUCAGUUAGCUGUUCCCAGGACAUUCUGGACAAGGACAUACUUUGGAAAGGAAUACGAAGUCAACUGCCACACCUAUCUGAAUUCCCAUAAAGCAGAGGAAGAAAAGAAUUAUUGGCUAAUCGCUACUGGAAAUGCCAGUGAUAUUUCAACCUCAAUGCUGGAUAGACCUCAGCCUCCUUCAGAAGACACCAGAGAGCACAACCGUGAAGUUCUUCAGACAGUUAACUGUCCGUGAUUCUUUUUCAAAAAGCGUUCUGUUUUGCUAGUGGGCUUGCAAAAAACCAAGAUGUGAACACGGCAGCCAGAGCACAGAGGGAACUUUCAUGCGCCAUUCAAGCGUAACGCAAACGCCAGGAUAAUUUGAACAGCGAUUUCAAAAUGGCUGUUUAUAAUUUAAAUGGCAACGUAACAUUAUUCCAUCUUCUGUUUAAAUAUAUAUAUACCAACUGUGAAAUAUAGUAUCAGUAAAACCAAACUUGAAGCAACUUCUUCAUCCGUCUAA
Hemicordylus capensis (graceful crag lizard) is the source of this 1355-nucleotide messenger RNA. RefSeq names its product cilia and flagella associated protein 161 (gene CFAP161). The coding region runs from base 150 to 1088 and encodes 312 amino acids. Gene Ontology annotation, biological process: cilium assembly. Gene Ontology annotation, cellular component: motile cilium. Lineage: Eukaryota; Metazoa; Chordata; Lepidosauria; Squamata; Cordylidae. The transcript is spliced from 7 exons. The record is from RefSeq and is a predicted model, not a curated record.